GUCAACCGGAUCUAUACUGAUCAUACCGGCUUUCUUUACAGUUACAGUACUCCCUGGCUGUGUGAGUGAACAUGCAGGAUUUUCAAUUUCCAGAAUUCGACAUUUUCGCCGUCCGGUGGCCGUGGAUUCUUGCAGCUAUUGUAGGUGUUGUUUAUGGAUUAAAGAGCUAUAUGAAAGGUGGACAAUGUGUAAGCAGAGCCAGGUUAAAGGGGAAGGUUGUGAUUGUGACUGGGGCCAAUUCAGGAAUUGGAAAAGAGACUGCCAUAGACCUUGCAAGAAGAGGCGCUAAGGUGUAUCUUGCAUGCCGAGAUGAAGAAAAAGGAAAAACUGCUGAAGCCAGCGUGAGAAAAUUGUCCAAAAAUGAAAAUGUUUUCUUCAUGAAAUUAGACCUAGCUUCAUUCAAGUCAGUGAGAGAUUUUGCAGCAGCAUUCAAAAAGAAGGAAGACCAGUUGCACAUUCUGGUGAACAAUGGGGGAAUAAUGCUGUGGCCAAAAAGCAAAUCAGAAGAUGGAUUUGAACUGCAUAUGGCAACUAAUUAUUUAGGUACCUUCUUACUUACCCAUUUAUUGUUGGACCUUUUGAAGUCGUCUGCUCCUAGUCGUAUAGUGUGUGUCUCAGCAACUGCAUAUCAGUUAGGUACAAUGAGGUUAAAUGACAUAAACCUUGAAGAGGAGGAGUAUACCCCUGGUAAAGCCUACUCCCAUAGCAAAUUGGCUCUGAUGUUGUUUGCUAGAAAGUUAAGCAAGGAAUUGGAAGGCACAGGGGUAACGGUGAAUACUUUGCACCCAGGAGUUGUAAAAACUCAAGCCCAUCGCCACAUGCCUUUCAGAAGUAACUUUUUUGUUGCUCUGUGUUUUGCACCCUUUGUGUUUGUACUGAUGAAGCCAGCCGUGGAUGGAGCUCAAACUGUUAUCCACUUGGCAGUGGCAGAGGAACUGGAGAAAGUAUCUGGAAAAUAUUUUGUUGACUGUGAGGUUAAAGAUGAAGACCCUGUUGCCAAGGAUGAUGAGACAGCAGACCGUCUUUGGGCACUGACCAUGAAGUGGGUUGGGCUUGCAGAAGCAGAUGACAAAGAGGAAAAGGAGGAGGAUGAAAAUGAAGAUUGACGACAGCUGGCAUGGAAAGUGAAGAAACAGAUGAUGAUGAUGAUGAUGAUGCUACACAAAACUGCCAGAUAGGAAGAUGGGCAUGUGUAGGCCUUUAGAGGAACUAAGUCCUGAACUGUCAGGAAAUGGCCAGAAUUAUUGAAGGAGGGGCUGGCACGGAAGGACUAGAAGCUGAGGAUAGAAACAAUCUCCAGUCAUACAUAAUGAUUGGUCACAUACAUGAUUUAUGACAUCUUUCCUGAGGUGUUAUACAAUUAUGACCCAUUGACUUCCUCUUUCUGUAUGUAUUCAGAAAUCAGGUGGCACAAUUUGAAUCUGUUUCCAAUUUAAUGUUGUAUUGGUGAGCCCGUGGCUCUGUUGACUGAUUUGUGGAAAAACUUGCCUUUGAUAUUGAAACAUCACAUGGUCUACUCCAUUUUUUUUUCAGUUAAAAAAUUUUUCAGUUACAGGCCUAUGAAAACCAUAGGGUCACAUGAUAUUUCUGUAAUCACUUGAUGUACUGCAAAGAAAAUUAAAUUUAAUGGAGAAUUUAUACUACACUAAUGGAUUUUGUAACAAGAUCUCUGUGAUGUUCACAGAUCUUCACAACUUAAUAUGGGUUUGUUGGACCCCCCACCCCCCUCGGCAUUCCUAUAUUUAAUGAAAUUGAGUAAAAUUUGUAUUCAGUAUAAAUUAAUUUAAUUUUGGGAAGUUGGUAAAUAGAAAACAGCUGAUAAUGUUUGUGAUACAUGUUAAAGAAGAGGUUUGUUUAAUUGGUAGAUAAAUGUAGAAAAAAGUAACCUUUUUGUUAUAAGAUUUUAUAGUCAAGAUUGAUUUGUAAUGCAUUUAAACAAGUGCAUUUUGUUGCGAAUAUUGCCGUCGUCAGGAAAAAACUAAAUGUUAUUAAACUGUGUUGUCUUCCAAAAUUUGUGCUAAAGGACCACUUCUAUUUUUGCAUUUACACUUAUUACUACAUUUUAUGAUAUAACCAUGAUGGAAACUAGAUUUAAGUUCUGUUGCAGUUUAAGUGAGAUUUCCAUUGGCACUUUAAUGAUUGAUACUGAUAUAUAGAUUAAUAUAUGUAAUGUAUAUGUCCACAAAAAAUGUAUUAACUGUGCAUUGACUCAUAAAUGAAUUGUAUACUCUUUUUUUAAUGCAAAUAUGGUACUUUAUGAAUAAUUUACCCAUUGAUCUAAUUUAUUUAUCUAUUUUUUAUUUUUUUUCUGUAAAUUUUUCACAUGAAUAAACUAUUAAGCAUUGUGAUCAAAUUGGAUUGGGUUUGAUGCCUACCUAGAGCAUGUGAAGUAGUUGGAUGCUUGUUUUGAAUGUAUCCAUAAAUGGCAGAGGAUGCAUAUACCUAUUGUGUUGAUUACCACACCCCACAUUCUAUUUAAUACUAGUACUCCCAUGAAUUGAUUGGGGGAGAGUUGGAGUAGUCUGGUCUGUUACUUAGCCAAUAAUAAGAA
This is a messenger RNA of Lingula anatina, 2551 nucleotides long. Its product is annotated as retinol dehydrogenase 12. NCBI's taxonomy places the organism in Eukaryota, Metazoa, Brachiopoda, Lingulata, Lingulida, Lingulidae. The record is from RefSeq and is a predicted model, not a curated record.